Messenger RNA from Diabrotica virgifera virgifera (western corn rootworm), 2184 nucleotides. RefSeq lists its product as uncharacterized. NCBI's taxonomy places the organism in Eukaryota, Metazoa, Arthropoda, Insecta, Coleoptera, Chrysomelidae. The record is from RefSeq and is a predicted model, not a curated record. Bases 1 to 2184 code for a protein of 727 amino acids. The transcript is spliced from 7 exons.
AUGAAAAGAGUUGAAAAGAUAAUGGCACUCGUACAUCAUAGUAGUUUAAGGGAUCAAGCCGUUACUGAAAAUAACGAUGAUUCUCAGCCAUGUAAUAAUUCGAUGACCAACUAUGCAGCUAUUUCAACAGAAGAAAAUAAUAUAGAGACACAACUUGAAACAACAGCAACUGAAGUACUUAUUGAUAUUGAUAGAGCACAUUUAGCAUGUAUCACUGCUUCUGUCGACCACAUUGAAAGCUCAAAAGAAAACAUUGUCAAUCCACAAGUGGAGAAAUUAGAAGCAACAGGAAUAAUAUUUGUUGACAUGGGUACCCUUCCUGCUGAGGAAUCUUCUAGUAAUUGCCAAACUGACAUUUCAAAAGGAAACAUUGUGUAUUCACAACUUGAGGAAAAAAUAACAGAAGUGAUUGAUAUUGCUAGUCUGGACGUUUAUAUUUUACCUGAAGGCGAAUUAGUAACUAAUAAUUUAGUAGACCAGACAGAUGUAGCAGAAGAUGAAUUAGUAACUAACAAUUUAGUAGACCGGACAGAUGUAGCAGAAGAUGAAUUAGUAACUAAUAAUUUAGUAGACCACACAGAUGUAGCAGAAGAUGAAUUAGUAACUAAUAAUUUACUAGACCAGACAGAUGUAGCAGAAGAUGAAUUAGUAACUAAUAAUUUAGUAGACCAGACAGAUGUAGCAGAAGAUGAAUUAGUAACUAAUAAUUUACUAGACCAGACAGAUGUAGCAGACGAUGAAUUAGUAACUAAUAAUUUAGUAGACCGGACAGAUGUAGCAGAAGAUGAAUUAGUAACUAAUAAUUUAGUAGACCGGACAGAUGUAGCAGAAGAUGAAUUAAUAACUAAUAAUUUAGUAGACCAGACAGAUGUAGCAGAACCUCGUGAUACAAGUACAAAUAUUAAAAAACGAAAAAGAGGAGUGGGACCUUGGGUUCGAGUUGUUCGAAAAGAAAGAACAGAUAAAAAAAAUCGUGGAGACAGUUAUGUUACUGUAACGGGAAAGCAUGUAGCUCAAAGAAUAGUAAAAGAGACAUUGAAACCAUGUAGAUCGAAAUGUGCAGAUUUCUUUACCUUUGAUGUAAGGCAGACAAUAUUUCAAGAAUAUUGGUCACUUGGGACUCACGAUAGGCGGACACAGUACAUUAGUGGCUUAGUUACGUGCAAAAAUACUAUGACAACAAGAAAAAGAAAUGAAGACUCAGCCAAAUCCAGACAAGUCACAUAUACAUACCAUUUAGAGUACAAAGGUGAACGUCGUGUUGUAUGUAAAACGUGUUUUAUGGGUAUUACAGAUGCAGAUAAACGAGGAAGAAAAUCACCUGGAAACAAAAAAACCGAACAUAUGAGAGAGUUAAUUAUAAAUCAUAUUAACUCAUUCCCGCAAUACGAAAGUCACUAUACUCGCAGAGACAACAUUAACAAGUAUCUUCCCAAUCAUCUUAGUUUGAAAAAAAUGUAUGAACUUUAUCGCGAGGCAGUAACUGAGCCAGUUUCUAGGACCCUAUACGAGGAACAAUUUCACAAAAUGAAAUUAAAAUUUAAAGAAAGAAAAACUGAUACGUGUCACAAAUGUGAUGUAUACAAGAUGAAACUGGAAGUUUGUGAUAAUGAGGAACAAAAACAGAUGAUUGUGGAAGAGACCAAUUCACAUCAUGAGGCAGCAGACUUAGCGUAUAACACAAAGAAAGAGGACAAAGCAAGAGCUCAGAUUGAUCCAUCCAUUAAAUGCUACACCUUUGAUUUACAGCAGUGUCUUCCAACGCCAGAUCUAGAAACCUCUGUGGCAUUUUACAAAAGGUUGUAUUGGACAUAUAACUUGACCAUUCACGAUUGCGCUACAGGCAAGGCAUCUUGUUAUUUAUGGCACGAAACUUUAGCCAAGCGUGGCGCAAACGAAAUUGCAUCGUGUCUCUAUAAAGAAAUAAUGGAUUUACCAGAUUCAGUCAAAAAAAUUAUUCUAUACUCUGACACAUGUGGAGGACAGAACAAGAACUCACACGUAGCCGCUAUGUUUACCUAUCUAUUACAACAGAAAAAUACAAUAGAAGAAAUUCACCACAAAUUUCUAAUACCCGGCCACACCAGAAUGGAAUGUGAUGCAGAUCAUUCUUUAAUAGAAAAAAAGAAAAAAAAAGAGUGCUACUUUAAUAACCCAUCCUCACGACUGGUCUACAUUAAUUAG